Guillardia theta CCMP2712 is the source of this 303-nucleotide messenger RNA. RefSeq lists its product as hypothetical. The record is from RefSeq and is a predicted model, not a curated record. Bases 1 to 303 code for a protein of 100 amino acids. Lineage: Eukaryota; Cryptophyceae; Pyrenomonadales; Geminigeraceae. The transcript has a single exon.
AUGUUCAGAAAGAAUGUUUCAAACAGUCUUGUUGGUGCAAAUGCCGACAAGCCGAUGCCGACAUGCUUAGCAAGCACGGAUCUGCCGACCCAGCACCUGAGCUCAGCUGCCGUCUCUGCACCAGCACAUCAGAUUCCUCUAACCUAUGACGUCUUCCCCGCAGCUUCGAAUGGUCGAGAUGUUGCGCUCCAUCCUGGUACACUCCCAAAAUCGUCGAACGAACCCAACAGAUUGUCAAAGAGUAACCUGCCAAGCAACAACCCAGCACCACACAAGCGUGACUGGGGGCUGAAGAUGGUAUGA